Sitodiplosis mosellana (orange wheat blossom midge) is the source of this 1092-nucleotide messenger RNA. RefSeq lists its product as uncharacterized. Bases 478 to 990 code for a protein of 170 amino acids. The record is from RefSeq and is a predicted model, not a curated record. Lineage: Eukaryota; Metazoa; Arthropoda; Insecta; Diptera; Cecidomyiidae. The transcript has 2 exons.
UGGUCUAGUUAUGAGACAGCGCCAGUUAUGAGACAGUCAAUUAUUUCUGUCGUACGCUAUGGAAAUGUUGGUAUGAGAGCUGUCAAUGUUCUUUAUUUGAUGUCCGCCAGUUUUUAGGCGAACACCGAAGUGAAUAGACGCAUUGCUUGUAUACGCACCAAACAUCGUGUUGAAAAUCGUGUGAAAAAAGGAUUUGGAAUAUUUUUCAUAGUGCCAAUUUUUUGUGAAAAUCAAGUUAAAAAGCCAUGUCUCCUCCAAAAAAGGCUACGCCUAGUCGAAAUAAGGUGGUCGAAAAUUUUGAUGCGCUGUUGCAAGCCAUUAAAUUAUGUAUAGUGGAGAAGAAAGGUAUUCGAAGGACUGCCCAAGAACAUGGAAUAGAUAAGAGCACCUUACAGCGCUACGUGAAGAAAGUUGCAGACAAUUUUGAUGAUAUUGCAACAGUGACAGCCCUCUGAACUAUCCAGCUCGGUGUCACUAAUGUCUCUUGCAAGCAACACUUCGUCGGUUUUGGAUGCGGUUGGCCCUCUACAAGGCAAAACUCCAAAACCAAAGUCGAAUCGUGGACGAAAACCGAUGGAAAGUGCUGAAUUGACUUCUCCGGAAACCAUGUCCGUUUUGAAGCAAAAGGCACUUGCGAAAGCGCAAAAAGCAGCAGCGAAAGCGGAAAAGGCAGCAAAGAAAGCAACGCCAAAGAAGCCAACCCCUAAGAAAGCAGCACCGAAGAGAGCAACAUCAAAAGCAACACCACCGCCCAAGCGCCGUAGAACUGAAAAAUCACCACCGUCCGAUGAAGACACGGACUUCUGCAUCAUUUGUUUGACGCUGUUACCAAACAAAUUGACUGCUGAAAAUUCCAUCCAAUGCAACGUAUGCACGCGGCCAGUUCACUUGAAAUGCGCUGACAUGCGUGCAAGCUUCUUUACUUGCAAACACUGCGACAGUGACAUGGAACAAGAAGAAGAUGAGGAUUUCGAUGAUGAUGAUGAAUGAAAAUUGUUAUUUCCUUGUCAUGUAAGGCCAUUAAAGGCCCAAUUUUCUUUAUAUUAGCCAUUUAAGGCCUUUAUAAUAAAUAAAGAAUAAUAUUUGAACAUU